AUGGGAGAGAUCAAGCCUAGCGUCGUAAUUGACAUUCCAGAGGAGUUGGAACCUGAAUUGAAAGAAACAUGUUGGAUGCAGAGGGUUCCAAGGAAGCUUCGACAGGUAAAUCCAGCAGCUUACACCCCCAAACUGAUAUCUAUAGGCCCUUUUCACCAUGGAAAACCAACACUCGAUGCCAUGGAAAACCACAAAACCAAAUAUUGCGAAAAAUUCUGGGAAAGGGACUUCUGUAAACAUAUUAGGGAGAAGGGUAUUAUCGGAGUAUUCACCGGAGAAGUAAGCAAUCUCCGACAACGCAUCUGGGACAUCUAUGCGGGGACCUUUGAUCAUGUAAAGGACAUGGACCAAUUGUUGAAGGUGAUUUUACAAGACUCCUGCUUCAUCUUCGAGCUCUUCUUGAGAAACUACGAAAAUCGGUUUAAGGAGAAAGAGGAUAUAACAGACUAUAUAUUGAGAACACCAUGGCUGAUCAAAUGUAUAGUGCUGGACUUGAUAAUACUGGAAAAUCAGCUACCGUAUUUUGUUUUCACCUAA
Molecule: messenger RNA, 537 nt
Organism: Ziziphus jujuba (common jujube)
Lineage: Eukaryota; Viridiplantae; Streptophyta; Magnoliopsida; Rosales; Rhamnaceae
Product: UPF0481 protein At3g47200-like
Exons: 1
Coding region: 1-537 (178 amino acids)
Source: RefSeq, a predicted model, not a curated record